This is a messenger RNA of Porites evermanni, 15244 nucleotides long. The record is from the annotation of a GenBank genome assembly. Lineage: Eukaryota; Metazoa; Cnidaria; Anthozoa; Scleractinia; Poritidae.
UUGUCAUCUUUCUCUGCUCGUGUUUUCCGUCUCUUAGACCAUGAAGCGAAAGAAUCGUAACCCCAGUGCUUCUGCAACUCCUCCGGAUGGAAAAAAGAAAAAAGUAGCGGGUAACACCGAAGCUUCGACUGCUGCGACGAAGGCCAUAGACUUCAGUUCACCUCAGAGGGUUCUGGAGUCACUUUUGUCCUCGACAAAUUUGGAUAACUUUUUCGACGAAUACUGGGAGAAGAAACCACUUUUUGUUAGUCGAGAAAAUGCAGAUUUUUACGGACAGAUGUUUACGAAGAAAGACUUGGAGGCCAUUUUGAAGAAGGAAGAAAUUCAGUUUAUUGAAGAUAUGUCGUUGACUCGCUACGCGGAAGGCAAGACUGAGUUGUUGAACGAAGAUGGACGGGUUAAUACGAAGCACCUAAAAGCGGCUGGCGUUGCUGUACAGUUUCAUCAGCCUGACAGAUACAAGGUUUGUAAUUUUAUCGAAACACGUGCGAGAGUUUCGCGCAAGCUUUGUCAUGAAAUGUGUGCCAGAUUGUUUUUCCGUCAAUCCAAAGAUGUCAAUGUCGAUGUACAGUACAGCCACCAUCAUGAAGUAAUAACUUACAAAAAUUAAUGACUGACAAGUGGCAUAGUCCUUUCUUCAGGCAUAAAAUCCGUAUUUCUAUAUAAACAUGAACAAACCUAAAGAGCCAAGCGGUGGGCGGGGGGGUAGAGGGAGCUCCCCUGUCUAAACGGUAGAGAUACUCGCUGCCCCUCGCAUGUGGACGCAGCUUAAAACCCGGUUUUUGUAGCGUAUUCAGUACGGAGUACCAAUGCUAUAAAAACUGAGCCUGCUUGGUGAUGCCAUGUUCGUGGUCUAGACAUAUUAUUAUAAUGUGUACAAAUCAGGUUAAACCACACCCAAAUAAUACUGGUAUAAUAAUGGAGGGAAAACAUCUAGAAGUUCAUCUGCAGUAGUUUUGGGCUUUAUUGCAGGAGUUCAGUUUUAUUUUAGCUAAAUCUUUGUAAUGAAUAUCUGCUAGUACAAGAGAUAAAUGAAACUAAUGGAGAAGAAUGUGAAUCUUUAUAGUGUUGAUGUGGUCAAAGGUAAGGCAAUAAAGAGUCAAUAAAAAUGUAGGAAGAAAAUGCUUUCCACAUGAUAUCAUCUUGCUUGAUAACAAAAACAUUAUCUGCAUAGAAGGCUCGUUUGAGAGAGGGAAAGGUGCAGUUAUUGAAGGAGGAUCAUUUUAAAUUUAACCAGGGUGUGGGAGGGUAUUAAUACGUGUGUAAUAUUCAAGGAAGUAUACUGUAUUAUAGUAUUUAAAAAGAUAUAAGUUUUCCCAUGGGCUUAAAAAUGGUUUUAUUAACUAAUGUGUGAAUAGUGGCAUAGCUACAGGGCUGUGCUCUAGCAGAGCCCGGUGGUCCCUGGCGCCUAACUUUUGCCCUUGGGCAACUAGAAAAUCUCAAAUUUUUCAUACAAAUCAUAUGCUGGACACCCUAGAUUUUACAGUUUCAGAGCACUGGGCUCCCUUCAAUUUUCCUUAGAGCACAGCCUUGAGCUACCAAAUUAAGUAUUACAUUUUGCCUCCCUAGGAUGAAGUCUGGAGGUUGGCGGAAUCACUGGAAACGUAUUUUACCAAUCUUGUUGGUGCUGAUGCAUUUAUCUUCCAGCCAGGAUCACAAGGGUUAGCUCCACAGUUUGAUGAAAUGGAGGUUUGUUUCAUGAAACAUAUAUUCAUUUAAGUACUUUUCCCUAGAAUAUUAUUCCAAAGAGCAUUAAGGGUAAGGUGUGACAUAAUUAACUACUGUCUACUGACACAGUAUUGGUAAAUAGUGUUAGUUACUACCUUUUAUUGCUAAGGUCAUUAAGGCUCAUAAUGCCAAAACAAUACCAUUGAUAGUAAAUAAUAAGAUGUCGAAUUUUUGGGUGUUAGGAUGCUAUCUCGGAAAAGUGAAUUAAACACCUAAAGAACACUAAACUGGGCUUGCAAUGAGCUCUCCUUUCCUCUGCCCCUUGCACCUUCGUUGCUCAGUUGCCCAUUCCCACAUGCCUUGCUUCACUCACUCGAACAGGGCUCGAAAUUGCAACUGAAAUGGUUGCCAUUGUAACUAACAUUUUCUCCUGGCGACUAAAAAUCCUGGUUUAGUCACCACUUUGGCGACCAGAUUUCUCUAUGAUUUAGAUUUAAAUUAAAAGAGUAAAGUUAAAACAAACAUUUGAUCUUAUCUUGCUUUGCUUUCGUCAUAAAAAGGUGCCAAAUUACAUAAUGAAGCCAGUUUACCUCCAAAUUUAUACUGACUUCUUCCUUUGAUAUUUUCAAACAAUCAGAUCUGAAGGAUCACGCCGUACUGUGUUGCGUCAUUUACAUCAUACAAACUGGCAACUAAAAAUUUGCAUCUGCCGACUACAUUUCUCCAGUGGGUCAACAAAAGGCAACCUGAGGAGUUUUUUAAUUUCAAGCCCUGCCAAAUAGGAUAGCUUGCUCACUGGCUAGAUGUUUUGGAGGUGUAUCUUUAUUUACUACUUGAACUUUUUUUACAGACAUUUAUCCUUCAGCUGGAGGGGAAGACUAAAUGGAAACUCUUUAAACCUAUGCAAGAGCUUCCUCAAGAGGCCAGUCCUGACUUAGAACUAAGUGACAUAGGUGAACCUAUACAUGAAUUCGACAUGAAGGUAUACUCAAAACCAUUGCUCCCAUGCUAAUAACAGAGGCCCAAUUGUUAUAGUGUGUACAGUGUUCCAGAUAAGAAAUGGAACUCAGUAGGCGGGGAAUAAAACAGCUAUGGAUUUCUUUUGGUUUUAUUUUUCUUCUAUUUUUCAAUAAAAGUACCCAGGGGCCACACUCAUAGUAGCCAGGGGAAAUCCCCUGCCCACAGCUCUUAAUGACAACCGUGCUGUCCGCAGACUCAAAAGUUAGAGCGAGACUUUGUCUUUCCAUCUGGGAUUGAAAGGGUUAGUAAAGCACUAAGAAAGUUGUUAGUGAAAAUGCCUUCAAAGGAAGCCAAAAGCCUUUUGCAAAAAAAAAAAUUAUCAUUUUGAUUUUCAAAGGUUGUACACAUAAUCAUCCCUGCUAUCUCAUUUAAAAUUAUGGUUUUGUUACACACAGUUUUCCAGGAAAUUUAUUGUACCUUCUCAUUUGUCAUUGAUAACAAAAAAAGGAAUAUACUAGCAGUAACCGUUGGCUAGGAAGUGUGGGCAAACAAGUGGGUUUACCUUGGCGAUUUGAUUGAUAAAAACCGCUUACAUAAUUGUGUAGGCGAAUCAGAGAAAGCUCUUUUAGUUCCAGUGUCAACAAGAGGGAUCACUGUGGAUCAUGAAAACUGAAUUGAACAACACAGUGGACAAGACUCAUAUUUAAUUCAAUGAUUUUAUUCACUGGUGCUUAGAUACAAUUAGCCUGCAAAUAGUGAGGAGAGACGGCUGUAUUUGCCGGCAAAGAUACAUUUAAACAGUAAUCACUGUAAUGGGUGACACAAGUAAUGCAUCACUUACACAGUCAUGACACAAUUGCGCAAAGCGAAUAUUCAAUCCGUGUUCGAUGACCAAAGGCCAUUGAUAUGCAAUAGAAAAUAAUGAAACAGCUUAACUUACCACUGUUUAAAACUUAUUGAAGCUUUCAGAUGACAAGCAUCAUAACAUAUUUCCCUGGAAACGUAUCAAAAUAUAAAAACCAUGCACUGUAGUGGCUGAACAUUGAGAACCUUGGCACAAUGUUUUCCUUUUGGGAACUUUUAAAGAAAAACUUGGCUUGUUUUGUUUAAUAAUCCUUGUCUUGAGGACUGAAUGAAUGACUACAGGGGACUUUGUCAUGUGUAUAUAAAUUAUAGUAACAAAUCUGUUAAUGUUAUUUCUAGUCAUGAAUAGUAUUAGGGCUAGGAUAAAAUAGAAUGAAAGAAUCAAACCAGCUCGACACCUUUUUUAACCUGAAUCACAGGCCUUUUUUGUAUCAAGGAAGUUUGUUUAAAAUAACCUUACUUUAUUUAUAAAUAAAAAAAUGCUCUGAUCUUUCUGCAGCCUGGGGAUCUCCUUUACUUCCCAAGAGGAACUAUAUAUUUCCCAGUGCCUAUUGAAGAUAAAGACCAUACAAUGUACCUAUCUCUGACUACGUUCCAGGAAAAGUAAGCUUACAUGUAUAUGCAGAAAAAACGUCUGCUAGGCUGGCCUUUUUUGCCAAGGUCAUUGAAUGUUUAUCCUAGUAUAUUAAAAGGAAAGAGCCUUCCCGGAAGUGCCAUUUCUACAGAGAGGGUGGAAGCAGUGGACAAAACAUACUGUGUUACGUCCCGCUGUCUAGUUCCAGGUUUGGUUUGUCCCCUGGCCAGCCUGGUGAGCUGGGAUCCUGGCUAAGCAGGCUUUUUGUGUGUCAGUUGUCAUGUCAUGACAAUGAUUUCCGUAAUUGUGUUUCAUUAAUGUGCCAAGAGAUCGACGAAUCAAACCAGCCCAGCUAGCUCAAAGUAAUCAUGUGCCCCUAUAACUUCUGAAGUUACACUUUUUGUUAAUUUUCCCUUGUUAGCAUCCAUGUGCAUCAUAGGGAUGUAUCCCUGUGCCUACAGCAUGGUGAGAACACUAAUGUCAGAAUUAACUCUUGCAAAGACAGAUUGUGUUAAAAGUAGUGUCUCAUGGGCAGUGUAGGAAAGUGACUAAGAAUGCAUCUCUGUGUCCAUGUUAUGGAAUUUUUCAUUACGAGAUGCUCACCAGGGGAAGGGUGCUUAUAUUGUGGCAUAGAUCGGGCAUGCCAGGGAGGGCAGGAUGAGGGAGACUUGAUUAAAAAGGACACACUACUGUAACAAACUCUUUGCCCUGUGAAUUUCAGUUCUUGGGGGAACUUGCUGAAUAAUGCAUUGUCCAAAGCCGUUGAAAAAGCAAUGGAAAGUGAUGUUGAAUACAGAAGAGGACUUCCUUUUAACCUGUCUUCAUUUAUGGGCAGUGGAGUGGUAGGUAGACUGUUUGUACAAGUGUUAAAGAUAACUAAUUAUUUAAGUUUUAUACCAUUUUGAUUCAACCACUGUCAGGGCAGCAAAUCCCAAAAAUAAAAUAAAGAAAAUCUCUUCAAAUGUAUUUUCAAAUAAGCGCCCAUUCUCAGACUUCCACCUUGACUUAAUAUUCCAUUACUACAGUAAGCUGUUGGUCGAUCAGAUAAGUUCAUUAUUUUUGCUAAGUGAACUUCUUGUACUUAGCAAGAUGUGCCGAUGAAGGUUUAAAGUUUUCACAACAGUCCACUGACGCUGAAUAAUUCAAAGAAUUAUUCUUUGUUAAAAUGUUAACUUUGGUACACUCACUUUUUUUAUAAGAACGUUCUGCCUGAAAUUUGUCAAUAUAUUAAGAACAUGCUAAAACAUAAUAAUACCCGAGGCUCUGUGAAGAACAAUUUAUUUUUCACUGCUAUUACUUUUCUAAAUCCAGAAAAUCAGAAUCAGAGGGCACUUUUUCUUUCUUCUUUCCACACAUUCCUACUGUGUAUGGUCAAUAAUACUUGUACUUGUACAAUUCAUUAAUUUAAAAACUAUAAUCAUUGUCUUAUCUGGUCUAUAUAUAUGUAGCUUAAAAGUUACCAGAUUGCUGUUAUUGAAGUUUAAGAACACCUGUAAGAACAUUUCCAGGCUGAAACUGUCCAGUAAAUAAGAACUGUCUAGACUCAACUCAAAAAUGGGCGUUAUUAUAAAAAAUAGUGUAUCUUGUUUUGUUAUGGGGAAAUUACAGCUGUAACUCAACUUUCCCUUUGUUAUGUCACUGACUGAAAAAAGUUUCGCAAAGAAAAUGACAAAUUACCCUUUAAGCCCCAUGAAUGUCCACAUAUAAAUUCUCCUAACUGAUCUCUGCACAUUUUCCUUGAAAAAAAAUAUAGCUGAGGGAAUUGUUAAGAGAACAGAAAGCAAUGUCACUUUGGCCAGUCAAAAUAUUGCAACUAAACUCUAUUUCAUAUUGUUUGAUCAGUCCCUGCAAAAGUCUUCUUGGCUGUAAUGCUUUCAAUUUCAUUACAGUCAAACCUCGUUAAUACGGACACCAAAGGGACAGAACAAGACUGUGUCCGCUUAAGGUGAUUCCCUAGUAAAAGAACCUAACAUAGAUUGUAGAUGAAACUUGGUACACUGAUGUAACAAGUCAAGAAGAUGAUAAAAAAGUAAUAAAAAGUGGGGGUCACUGUGCUUGUUUUGACGUCACAAUGCUGAGAAAUACGGCUAUUUUGGACCCUUUGUCAAAAACCGCGCGUAGCUCAAAACUAGACAAAAACGAGAGACUUUUUCGAUAAUGCAUGUGGUAUCGCACAGAAUUUGACAUUAUUGUAUUGUUUAUCCACUUACAUACCAGAAAAAUACCUUUUAAUGCUCCUGUUUUUAUUUUACGCUCCAAAGUAGAAUUGAAUUGGACACGUGCUAUUCGACCCGUGAUAGCUCAAUCCGUACAAUUUAGUAAAAUUGCCAAAAACUGAACAUAGAUUUGAGCCAAUUUUUUUCUCGUCGAAAGGAAGCACUGUCCUUAUUAAAAUCAUGAAAUAAAAAAUGGGGGUCACCGUACUUGUUUUUGCGGUAGAACUGUAGAAAGUGUGCACCAAAUGCAUUUUCUCCAAGUUUUGAGAGAGGACUAGGGCGAGUUUCAAAACAGAAUGUAUGUGAAAGGGGGAAGGAAGUAUUAAAAAAUCUGUUUUUACAGAAUUUACAUCGAGAUAUCACAUUUAGGAUACAAUGUGAUAAAGAAAGCGUUUAAAUAAAAAUCAAAGUGAGUAAGCACAAGUUAAACAUCCACUAUCGAGAUUCUCCGUGAGGAAGUCGAACUCAGCAACACGCGUACUGCCUACGUUAUGCACAUUCCCAACACAUUGAGUCUCACCUUGGCAAGAAACAACCUCAAGCAAAAAUUCCAAUAGCGUUUCUCUUCCUUCAACUUCAUUUUAAUAAUGUUACUUCACAUGCUCUUUUUUACUGCCACCAUCUUGUUAUGCACAGUAAGAGAUGCGCAGUGCAAAACCAGGGAAUCACCUUAACAGAGGUGUCCAUAUUAUAGAGGUAGGGAAUGUAUGAUUUUUGGCAUUUCUGGGACCAAACAAACUGUCUGUAAUAAAGAGGUGUCCGUAUUAUAGAGGUGUCCGUAAGGAGAGGUUAGACUGUAAUUUCCUGAACCUCUUCUAUUGAUUAUGUAUUUGUAAAGAGAAAAUUAAUAUUGGUGACUUUUGGGACAUAAAAGGGUUAAUUAACUAGGGGGGCUUGCCGGGGGGGGGGGUACUCCUGGGAAUGAUUCUUGGUGGGGGGCUGCCGCCCGGUUCUCCAAAUCCUGACCAUAUUUCAGACCAAAAAAUGUAAUUUUCCACACCCGUUUUCAGACCAGUACCCCCCUCCCCAGGGGGGCUUGUAGAUGGGGGGCCUGAAAGUGGCAUUUUUUUGUAUUUGAACAAAUAUGAUAAGCUCCCAAUAGUGAUGGCAAAAUAGUCGUUUGUGGUGUAGUCUUGAAUAAGACCAUGAAAGUAGUUGGAAGGCAGUCAUGACGAGUAACUAUUAAAUUACACAUUUACUAACUUGCUUAAUUUAUGUCUAGCAUGACCAAACUGAAACAGAAGAUUCAUCAGAACAAAAUGGAAAUCAACAAAAAGAUGAAAAAGAAGCUGAGGGUGAAGAGGCCAAACCAGGAAAUCCAAAGAUAGAGUUUAAUGUAAACUUGAUCAAGCUUUUGAAAGGACUGGUGCGCCACUUGAAUCCUGAUAAAGCUGUUGAUGAUAUGCUUCGUGAUUUCUUUGGAUGUCGUCUUCCACCCUUUGGAGGAGUUGGAAAAGAUGUCAAAAAAGGUAGGUAAAUAUUUUCAGGUGUAAUUAAAUAAAACGUUUUCAAAUUUGUGACAAGAAUGUCUAUGGAGAAAAAAGUCACAGCUUGAGAAAGCCAAGAAAGGCACCUGCUCUAGCAAAGAGAAGGAUGUACCUAAAGAUUUAGAAAUCGUUGACCAAAUGACAUGGUAUCUGGGCAACUAAACAGAGCUUAUCCUUUCUUCUAAACUGAAACGUUCCCUGAAUCCUUCAAUCCCUAUAAUUGGGAUCGUGCGAUUUAGGGGAACGUUUGAGCCCUGAUCCUGUACUUGCUUGUAAAAAGAAGGGUCCAGAUUUCCCAAUCUUUCCCUUGGUAGAUCACAGUCAGUCUAAAUAUGUAGUGUGGUUGCCAAUGGAAAAACAGUCUUGCACAACUGUAGUCUGAUAAACUGUUUAUGGCUCUUUUUCCAAAUUGUCUUUUGUUUGCUUGUGACACAAAAGUAAAGAUUGACAUUACUUCACAAGUCGCUUAAGUACUUACACCUUGGCGUGACCCCUUUAACAAUAUUUCUGGGUUUUAUUUGCAUAUUUUGGUUAUUUUGUUGUUGUGGUGGUGUAAGAUAUUUCAGGACUUAAACUCUUUCACAGACCUGCUUGUAAUAUUGACCAUUGAAACUUAAGCUUUCACAACAAAAAUUUUGAAAUCGUUUUGUAAAAUCCUAAGAAAUUAGUAGUACAGUAGAAUCCCGCUAACUCGAACACUGAAGGGAAACGAAACAAAGUUCGAGUUAUCGGGGUCGAUUGAUUGUUUAAUUUGCUAUGGUAAUAAUGAUAGUUACUGAUUUUUCAGCACUCAAGUGUAUGGCACGUAGUGCAAAUAAUUUAUUAUUUUAUUAGAAACGGUAACAUGAUUAUGCAUUUUUAUGAUAAAGCGUGAGCUGUUUGCGGUAGUUUACCGAUUAUACAACAAGAAGAACUAAUAAGAUAGCAUCCGAAUGGGGUUACAAGAAACAGAGUUUUUGAGUGAUCGGGGUAAAUUUCAGUGAAAUAUUGAUUAUGGGGAAACAAAUUUAGUUCGAGUUAGCGGGAAAUUCGAGUUCGAGUUAAUUGAUAAGUGACUGAAAAGUGGGGUAAAAUCCAAGGCAGUAGAACUUAGUUCGAGUUAGCGGUGCGUUCGAGGUAUCCGAGUUCGAAUUAUCGACGGGUUCUACUGUACCAUGAAACAUUUGGCAGAGUUCUUGCAUGACCAUGAUUUCAUCCACAGAUUCCCAACUUAGGAUGACAAACAAACCCGCCAUAACUUGGUUUGCGAGUGAAAGAUGGGCUCCUAGACACUUUUCUUAAGGCCUCCACUAUGAUAUUAGUUUUACAGAUAGUCAAACCUUCAAGGCCGAGUGCUCCUUUAGCUGGAACCUCUCCUAAACCCGGCCUAAACGAUUACCUCUUGUAGGCGAUCGCGACCACUUUUCUAGGAUGACGGUCUUAGAAUUUCCCAUUGUUUUUAACCUCUUUUAAGCGGCCGCGUAACUCUCGGAGUUAAACCGUUAGAAUAUUAGCUGUUAUAACUGUUUAACACCUUUUGAAAGGGGAAACUUGUCCUACCUCCAUCUCAAAUGGAAAUCGUGGUCGCGUCAUUUGUGUUACGUAUGGAAGCGUGUGCAUAUUAUGUUCUUCUUAUCACGUUUAGGAGCCCCGCCACAAGGCAGGGCGACGAAAAAUUAGUCUAUAGACUCAUUCAAGUGUUCUCCUCCACGGAAAUCUUUAGUAAAAGGCGAAAGAUUUAUGCGUGUUGAAGGAAAACCAGAGUUGACGCAAGCUGUUGUCUUUUGACGUUUUGUCGGACUUAAGGGAACUAUGCAUGUGGGACAUGCGCGUAUUACGCUAUCUAAUAAGUUCUUAAACCACGCAUGCGCAUCAUGGCUUAUCCGCGUGUUAAUUUUUUUCUGCACCUAGCAGUGACUUACCCAAUUUUUUUUUUCGGUCGGUUUCUUCUCUUGUCGUCGAAAUAAUCCACCGUGAAACUCCUUCUUUAACCAUUGAAUGUUCAUCGAUCGAUCUUCUUAACUAAGUAGCAUGGAUGAGUCACCGUUUCCAGAAAACAUAGCAUUUAAGAAGCGAGGAGUAUUCCUGAGUUAGUCAGUCAUGGUUUUAGUCAGGAUCUCUAUGAAAAUCUACUGCAUCAAAGAAACAUAGCAAGAAUUGACUCUUAUUACAUGGGAAUAUAAAAUUCUGUGUGAAAAUACGGCUCGACCAGAGCGUCCCGGAGAGCUUGCUAGCAGGCUAGCUCGACAGCAAUGUUUCGAACCCGGUCGCUAGGAAAUGGAAAUUAAGGAAGAAGCAACAAAAGAGUGCUUUGCUCAACGUUUCUUCUUUUUUUUUGGUUUGUUUGCUCGACAUGUGCCAUUUCAAACAAAGUGACGCGAUGCGGGAACAACAAUAUGAUAAAUAUUCGCUCUGUGUUCUUAGUAUCGUCAACCCCUUCGCACAUUUAAGCACGUAUGAAUCUCCUUCAGGUACAGAAUCUCGAUAACUCAGCAGAAAGCAAAACAAUAAACAGAUUUAAAGGGCUUUGAUAUGAUAGACAUUGGGAUGACUCUGUGUGCCAGAGACUUAUCUUGUGCGGUUACCGGUUUCGGUUAUGUUAUAGUGACCCGGGCGAAAAGUUUUAUCUCGCGGCUUCGCCGCUCCUGGGUCCGGCCGAAGAUCUGUCGGCUGCAGCCGACAUUAUUGAAGUAUUCUGCCGCACUCAAGAAAAAAAAUUCGCUGAUCGCUAAAAAUGGUAAGACUGUCCUUGUUUAAGUACGUGCAACUACAAAAUACAGGGCCAUAUUUUAAGAUCUUAAACAUAAGUGGCUCGCUAGUCGUGACAAUACUUAAAAAUAAUAAUUUAAAAACUUAUGGCGCGUAAAUGUACCGUAUUUCCUCGAAUAAUAGCCCUCCCUCGAAUAAUCGCCCCCUUUUGAUUCCAAAAAGGAAAUAAUCGCCCUCGGCUAUUAUUCGACGAAAUACGGUAUGUAAAUGUAAUGACAAAUGUUUUUACGAGAAAGAUAUAAGACCUGGCUAUAAGUAUGACAGACAUAAAAAAAAUGUAAAAGUACAAAAUUUAAAGAACAAGUUAAUGUAUACCAGUUGAUAUGAAUGCACGUCUAUAGAAAGUAUAUAAGGUAUAGUUAUAGGUAUAUAGUUUAGUGGCUUGAUGGCUCGUCAGUCGAGGUUAGCAUCUUAAAAAACGAGAAAGGUAAUAUUUUAGGGGCUCGGCGGCCUGCUUUGUGGCUCUUCAGUCCAGGUUUAGUGGCUCGGUGGCUCGUCAGUCCCUACUGCCGAGCCACUGAGCCGCGCCCCAACGAAUAUACCUAGAAAAGGUGCCCUGUAUUCUGUAGUUUAAUAAUCCCAGUUCCUUGAAUAAAGGACAACCUUGAUAUGUCUGUCUUUUAGCGUCUCCAAUCUCGUUCCCAGUCUUGGAAAAAAUAGACGUAAAAUUAAGAGGUCCUUCUUCCACCAAAUCAAGAAUGGGAAAUGACGUCUUUGCCUUCUCGCGGCUUGUCUCUUUCGGGGUAUGAAGGUUGGUUUCCAUUUUAUUCUGCCCAGGGGCCCGUUUCUCCAAAGUUCGGUAGCUUUUCGGGCCCGAAAACACACAUUCAAAUCGAAAUAUAAAGAAUAAGAGCGCGGGUCCUGGCUAGCAAACUACUCCAUUUUGUUUCAUUAACUGAUAGGUUUGUCAUGUUAGAUAUAAAACUAUUGAAACCUUUCUCUUGCAUGUAAACAACAACAGCUUUACGGGCCCAUUAAUUAAAUACCUCGUGUCAGGGCUUUUCUCUUAGAAAAUGAGAUCGGCCCAGCGGAUGAGGUUCACGUGAAGUGAGUAACAUAUUUGUCCAGAUAUUCUUAUGAUACAUUUUCUGCGUGAUAGGCAAAAAGAAAAGUGCUGCGCCUUCCGACGACAGCAAGAUCAGAUUGAUUCAUCCGGACCAUGUGCGAGUUUUAAUCGGGGACUUGUCGGACGGUGUUGCCGGAGACGAAGAUUAUUCCGAGGCAGAAGAAGACGAUGAGGAAGAAAGCGAAGAAGAGGAAGAGGUGUGAAACUUAGCAUAUAAUUAAGCAAUAGAAAACGUUUUCCGUGUUUGCAUAGCCUGAUAUAAACACGAGAGGGGUUGGGAGAAUUCGAGACAUUUUGCAAACCCGAGACGAAGUCGAGGGUUUGCAUAACUGUCGAGAAUUCUCCCAACGCCUCGAGUGUUUUUAUCAGGCUAUGCAAACACAGGAAAAAAGUUUUCUAUUGCUUUUAUAAAAUAAAUUUCCCGAGAAAAAACGCAAAACUCUUUGUAUGGCACUGAAAAUUCUUACCAGUCACAAAGUCUUGUCCACGAAGUCUUGCACGCGUAAUCAGUUCUUGUUUUGAAAAAAGAUCUUUUCCAAAAUACGGACUUUUCUCGCUUAAAAUGUUACCUUAAGCGAAGAAAAAUUGACACACUUAAAACUCACUUUCUUCGUAAGGAUUUUCCAACUUUCAGCCGACGAAGGAAUGGGUAAAUAAAGUAAACUUGUCGAGUUUUGUACUUGAAAACUUUUUCAAAUUAGUGCUUGCGUGAUUAGCGCGCGAAAAGUGUUUACAUACUCUCAUGCAAACACUCCUCUCAGCUAAUCAGAGCGCGCGUACUAUCUUAGUUAUUUUAUAAUUCGUAAUGGUACUAUCUCACUAGUCCCCUGCGGCCCUACUUAAAAACUAUGCAAGGUAUUUGCAGCACUAACCUUCCGGCCUUGUCCACGAGCUUUUUCAAGCGGAGAGCGCAGCCUUAAAGCGGGGUACUGGAAAUGAGCUACAAGCGCGAAUAGGGGUGAUUGGAACGAACGCAGAGCGCUUGGGAUGCAGCCAGCCUCCGAUCCCAUGCAGACGUUCUAAGAGCUACGUUACGCGUUACUCUAGAACAAAAGGCGUUCGUGGAGAAGAAACGCGUGACAGACUGGCAGCGCCAAAGCGAAGUAACGACAGUGACACCCUUUGGUUGGAUUUCCACUGUCGAGUAAUUUUGACGUGCGAACGCACGUAAAUUUUACUCGUGUAAAUAAAAUAGAGGUAAUAAAGAGGUUAAACAUCACGUUAACGUCAAACGGCAAGCGCGUUUUUGUGCCUUGUGACCAAGUUUCCCCUUAACUUGUCGUUUACUGUUCAUUAUUUCUACACAUAAUUUAGUAGUUUCAUGCGAUUUGUUAAUUAUCCAUAAGAAAUUUUUUGAGGUGUUUUUAUCUGCUCAUUUUUCUUUUUUGAGAAAUUGUGUACUUGAAUCUGACGUUUGCCGUAUACACGUGAAGCUUAAACUCUCUAAUGCAUCCUGGGAAGGUCACGCAUAAACGUAAAAGUUGAAACUCGCUCAACUUUUACAUUUACGCGUGGGCCUUUCAUACAUUGCCACUAUUUUAUUUACGCGCGCAAAAUUUACGUGCGUGUGCACGUAAAAAUUACGCGACAGUGGAAACCAACCCUUACUGAGAGAGGUGUCUUAUGCUAACUAUGUUAGGAGGAACCGGAGGAGAGUGAGAAAGGGGACAAGAAAGGUACGAACAAGAGCGACAACAAAGCAAAGCAGAAAGCUAAGAAGAAAGAGAAAGAGAAAGACACGAAAAAGAAAAGUAAGAAUAAUGAAUCAGAUAAGGAAGACGAAGAAGAGAUGGAAGAAGACGAGGAGGAAGAGGAUGAUUACGAGGAAAGUGGAGAUGGAGGUGAAGGAUUUGGAGGAGAAGAGUAUAUUUUGGUUCUUCAUUCAGUCAAGAACGACAGGUCCAAGCACAUGAUGGGCGACAAGAGUGUAAGUACCCUACUGUUUAAUCCUUUGUAAAAAAAAACUUCUCCCCCGGAAGCUUAUUCGUUUCAAGCACAUUUGAGGGGGGGGGGGUUAAUUGAGACGGCGGGGCUUUAAUGCCCUUUCAACAACCUACCAGAAGGAGGUAUCAAUUGUCUUUAAAAGAACUAGAAUGUAAAGUGGACAAGGUCAAGCACAUGAAGUUGGAGUUCAUGUAGCCGUGGAUGAAAAACAAACCCGAUGUUCCAGCGCUGCGAGUAUGUGUACGAUUGAUCGCUGACCAACCACGCGAAACUAAUGUGGGGUAUUUUGCUAUAGCAGUAGUGAUAGCAGUAAUAAAACUACUAUUUUAGUAGUGCUUUCAUCGUUGCAAAUACAUUUUUGGGUUGGUCCAUGUCUCGUACCUUUUAAACGAGUCUUGGGCAGUGUUAAGGCUUUGGAAAGGGCCAGGUCCGCUCAGCGUUAACUGAUUAUCUUAUUAAUUCUCACGACCAUUUCUCUUAAUUAUUUAUUCAUAUUGUGAGGAUAAAAUUGAUAUUGAUCACCUUACGGACUUGCAGAAAUGGUAAGCUGAUCCUUGAUACUUUCAUUGUAGCCUUGUUCAAUUUUGAAGUUCCCCAUCCGAUACAAGGAGGCCCUGCGACAGAUCACAGCAGACCGGGAGGAGUACAUCACCGUCAACAGCCUACAGCUUUCAGACAAGGAGCGUCAUUUGUUGGUGACUUCGUUAUGGAAAGAAGGCCUAUUAGAAAUGGAGUAACUGUGGAACUUGAGAAAUGAACCGUUUAGUUUACCAUUUCUGUUGACAAACUUAGAGAUGUUCGUUGCGUUUCUUCUCGUAUUUUUGGAGCCCUAACCAUUCUUUCGGCGGAACCUGGACCAGGCGUUUUGUUAAAAUUGCUUUAAAAUGUGUGGAGUCAUCAGAUUAAGAAGGAAACGACCGACUCUGUAUCUUGAGCGUCUGGUAAUAGCGUGAAAGACAAUAACGUAAAAAGCCCCUCUUUUCACAAGUUUCGCAGUUUGGUUGGUUAAUAUUUAAGCGCUUUGGCCUUAUCCAAUGUAUGUACCUGAUUUAAAAAAAGUUGCUUUGGCCGUAGGCCAUUUCCGAGUUCCAAAAAUUCUCAAUUUCAAAACGAAGCCAAGUGUAAAACCUUUCUAGUGAUGAUGACUUUCAUUUGCAUACGAGUAAAGAAACGUUAUCAAAUCAAAUAUAAAUUCAGCCUUAGCCUCGCUUUGAACAGAGGCUUGGGGCUACUCGAAAAUAUAGCCUAUUACGCAUUGGGAAGCUAUACUAUUGUUUGGCCACACAAGCAUUUCAUUGCCUGAGUUUCGUAUGUCCUAAUGCCCAGUUGCCAAAGCAACCUUUUCUGAAUUAGGUAUAGGUCAGUUUCGCUGUGGCGCUCACGAGCGUAACCGCGGCUAUGUAGGCUAAGGUGUGGUUAUCGUUUGAUAGUAGUAUGAAUUAAAAACGUUCCGGCGACCUGGUAUCACGGGACAUGCCGUUGAGUUUAAAAUUUAUUUUAGUCCUUUCACUGAAGAAUGAAGGAAAGGUCUGUUAAGUUGUUGUUGAGUUAGUUGUUAAGUAAUUAUAAUCUGCCAAUUACCAGGGGCUUGUUUUUGAGCAAAAUCUUGAAAUAUCCAAUUAUGGGUAUUCACAUUUCGUCCUAAAUAUAAUAUUAGCAUAUUUAUGCUAGUCAAUGGUCAUAAUGCAAUUAAACAAGAGAGACAUGUCUACGAAAC